This is a messenger RNA of Salarias fasciatus (jewelled blenny), 3472 nucleotides long. It is a transcript of the gene ano8b, whose product is annotated as anoctamin 8b. Gene Ontology annotation, biological process: chloride transmembrane transport. NCBI's taxonomy places the organism in Eukaryota, Metazoa, Chordata, Actinopteri, Blenniiformes, Blenniidae. The transcript is spliced from 19 exons. The coding region runs from base 71 to 3427 and encodes 1118 amino acids. Gene Ontology annotation, cellular component: plasma membrane. The record is from RefSeq and is a predicted model, not a curated record. Gene Ontology annotation, molecular function: chloride channel activity.
CUCUGUACCGAGAAGAAGCACUCAGGUUUGAAAAGUCAAACAUACCCUGUCUGCUCUUCAGCCUGUUGUGAUGUUUGGAAAUGUUCUUCAGAGGGGGAAAGCAGCAUGGAGCCAGAUGGCGUUGUCUUUUUAUAAGUUGUUUGGGAAGCGGCUGCUGCAGGCUGGGAGACACAUCAUGUCUCAUAAGUCUUGGAUGAAGACGGUGCCCACGGAGAACUGCGACGUUCUCAUGACAUUUGCAGACACUACAGAUGACCACACGUUACUAUGGCUACUGAACCACAUCCGGCUGGGAAUCCCAGAGCUCAUCAUCCAAAUCCGACACCAUAAGCACACGCGAGUCUACGCAUUCUUCGUCACUGCUACGUAUGAAAAUUUGCUGAGAGGUGCUGAAGAAAUGGGGCUGAGGAAACCAGUGAAGCCUGAGUUUGGAGGAGGAACGCGAAGCUUCUCCUGUGAGGAAGACUACAUCUACGAGAACAUCGAGAGCGAGCUGUGUUUCUUCACCUCACAGGAGAGGCAGAGUAUCAUAAAGUACUGGCUGGACAAUCUACGUGCCAAACAUGGGGAGGUGCUUCAUAAUAUCAACUUCCUCGAGGGCCAACCAAUCAUCCCGGAGCUGAGUGCGAGAGGAGUGAUCCAGCAGGUAUUUCCUCUGCAUGAGCAGCGGAUCCUGAGUCAGCUGAUGAAGUCUUGGGUGCAGGCUGUUUGUGAGAAACAACCUUUGGAUGAUAUUUGUGACUACUUUGGGGUGAAGAUCGCCAUGUAUUUUGCCUGGCUGGGUUUCUACACCACUUCCAUGUUGUAUCCUGCUGUGAUUGGCUUUGUGCUUUGGAUGCUCACCGAGUCAGAUCAGACGAGCCGUGACAUCUGCUGCGUGGUGUUUGCACUGUUCAACGUGGUGUGGGCCACCUUGUUCCUUGAGCGCUGGAAGAGGAGGGGGGCUGAGCUGGCGUACAAGUGGGGAACGCUGGACACGCCCGCUGAAGCCCUGGAGGAACCGCGCCCUCAGUUUCGGGGAGUGAAGCGUUGCAGUCCGAUAACAGGAUGUGAGGAGUUCUACUAUCCUGCGUGGCGGAGGCGUGUGUUCAGGUGGUUGGUCAGCCUGCCCAUCUGUAUCCUCUGUCUCUGCUUUGUCUUCCUGGUGAUGCUCAUCUGCUUUGAGCUGCAGGAGUUUGUGAUGGGGAUCAAGGAAAUGCCUCGGCUAGCUCGCUUCAUCCCCAAAAUCAUGCUAGCUAUCACUGUGACUGCAUGUGACGAGGUGUACAGGAAAAUUGCCUGCUGGCUCAAUGACAUGGAAAACUAUAGACUCCAGAGUGCCUAUGAAAAAAAUCUCAUCAUCAAAAUGGUUCUUUUUCAGUUUGUAAAUUCUUAUCUCAGCCUUUUUUACAUUGGAUUCUACCUCAAAGAUAUGGAGCGCUUGAAAGAGAUGCUGGCCACUCUGCUCAUCAUUCGCCAGUUCCUUCAAAAUGUGAAGGAGGUGCUGCAGCCUUAUCUGUAUGAGCGCCACAAGCUGGGAGAGCUCACACUGAGAGCUGUGUGGGACCUGCUGCUCUCAGUGCUUCUCAAAUAUGCCCGACUGGCAGCUGGGAAAGCCCAGGCCUCUCCUACUGAUCAGAACAUGCCAGGACCUGGACUGAGGGGCACCAGACCUGGAGUCAGGCACCCAGAACGAAGGGAGAAGAAGUGUUUGAACGGGGGCUGUGGAGUGCCUGAUGAGGAGGAGGGAGGUGAGAGGGACGAGGCCGACAGUGGGAGGUUCAGCGAAGGAGAGACGGAGGAGGAAAGUUUGAUCGACUGCGGCUUGAAGCUGAGGAAAGUCAGCUUCAUCGAGAAGGUGGACAGAAAGCCAGCCUGCAGCCUCCCCUCCAUGGACAACAGCUUCAUGGAAGAGGGGAGCCCCACGAUGGUGGAAAAAGGAAUGGAUCCCGCCUCCGUGUUUGAAAUGUGUGACGACGACGACGAUAACGGCAUCCACGACGUGAAGGAAUCCAGUGGGGCCGGUGCUGAGGGGGUUAACGCAGUAGCCGGCGCCGCCGCUGCCGUCGGCUCUGCGUCGCUGCCGUCCGGGCCUGAGAGCAGCACGUCGCUGCGUCACAGAUGGAGAGGCCGGAGCGCAGAGAGGGCAGACCACAAAACCAAGAGGGAGUCAUGGAUAGAUCCUCCUGAGGAGAGAGAGAGCACCACUCUCACUCAGGCCGAGAUGGAGAGCUGCAUGCAGACAUACGCUGACACUUUCCAGGAUUACCAAGAGAUGUUUGUCCAGUUUGGGUACGUGGUGCUCUUCUCCUCUGCCUUCCCCCUGGCCGCCAUGUGUGCGCUCAUUAACAACAUCAUAGAGAUCCGCAGCGAUGCCUUUAAGCUCUGCACUGGUCUGCAGAGGCCGUUCGGAGUCCGAGUGGAGAGCAUCGGCCAAUGGCAGACUGCAAUGGAAGCCAUGGGACUGAUUGCCAUCAUAGUGAACUGCUACCUGAUUGGUCAGUGCGGUCAGCUCCAGCGUCUCUUUCCAUGGCUCAGCCCGGAGAUGGCCAUCAUCUCCAUCGUCAUCCUGGAGCACUUUGCUAUCCUCCUAAAGUACGUCAUCCACGUGGCUAUUCCGGACAUUCCUACAUGGGUCAGGGAGGAGAUGGCCAAACUGGAUUAUCAACGCAGAGAGGCCUUUAAGAAGCAUGAGCGUCAAGCGCAGCAGCAUUACCAGCAGCUGCAGAGGAGGAAGAGGGAGGAGGAGGAGAGGCAGAGGCAGGCGGAGCACAUGGCCCGCAGAGAGAGGGAGCGGGACGACAGCAAAGGUGACUCCUCUGGGGAUCACCACCACGAGAAGAGUCACGGUAGCAAAUCGCGCUCCGGAGGUGGAGGCGGAGGCUGCAGCGGAUCAGACAAGCCCAAGAGGCCCAGCUCCCUGCUGGCCAAUAAUAAUGUUAUGAAGCUGAAGCAGAUCAUUCCGCUGCAGAGCAAGUUCUCCUCGGGUGGCGCCCGCUCCCCACAGUCACCCACCGGCAGCGAGCCCAAACUUCCUGGGUUCCUCAGCUUCAAGUUCCUGAAGUCUCCUGAGAAUAAGAAGGAAGGUGCUGCAGCCUCAGUGACUGCCGCCACAGGUACUAACACCACAGCAACGGCAACUUCAUCGUCAUCUUCAUCAUCGUCGUCGUCUUCAUUAUCAGGUAGCAGCUCUCAGGAGCGUUCUCAGUCACCCAGUAAAGCCUUCAACCCUGGGAAAUUGUUUAACUUUGGAAAGUCUGAAGGAGGAACGUGUGUGAACGGGGCUCCGCCGCCCCGAUCCGGAGAAGGAUCAUCGUCACAGACGUCAGAGCGACAACCCUCUCGGUCCGAUUUGAAUGGCAUUCCAGAUGAGAUCCCCUCGCCUGGAGGGGAAGGGUCCGAGAAUGGGCAUUCAGCAGACUUGGACCCUGCUUGUUCUAAAAUGUAAAAGCUCCUGAGAUUAAAAAAAAACAAAACAAAACAACAACAACAA